GGCCUCGGCAUCCUGCAUCAUCAUGCCCUCAACUCAACUGCAGCUUCACAAAGAGAAGAGAAACCCAUCCGCUCGCUGCUCCUUCAUAUGUGAACUUCCUGUCUCGAGCAGUCACAAAGCGGUGUGGUUCACCAGACAGGGCGUUACAGUCUCCGGCUUCAUGGACAAGGAUCUGAGUAGAGACAUGACAGAACAGAGGAAAUCGUCCAAGAGAUGACACCAUCCAAAUACCCCGACAUAUAAAGGCUGAUAGGUUGAUUGACAGCUCACCGCCACACGUCCUCCCUCCGGAUCCCACCAACUUAUCAGCCGUCCAGCCAUGAUAUUGAGGAGGAAGCUGUGCGUUGCCUUGGUGAUCGCUGCCAUCCUCUUCCUCAUGUUCGCCAGUCAGAGCAUCCAGAAGAAAAACUUCCUGCCACUAUCACUGGCCCUGCCCUUCAGCUGGGCCACGCCCACCAAUGAGGAGACAGUCGUUCAACCAACAGCGCCUCCUGCUGGUCUGACCCAUGAACCUCCUGUUAGCCCCCCUCCUCCAAACACCCCUAAACCUGAGGCAGAGGAGGGGUCUUUAGGGGACCCCCAGCAGGAUCAGAGCAGGCCGUGUGGUUGCUCUGAUUCCUGCAUUUCAGACGUGGAGGGCUCAGACUGGUUCAGCAAACGCUAUGACCCCAAACAGCAGCCCGUCCUCCGAGAGACUAACAACUUUGACCCGGACGCGAUUAAAUGGUGGCUGGGUCUCCAGCGGUCAGGAACCGACCAGACCUUGGAGGGAGUCAUUUCAAAGAUGUUCAAGGUGAUUUCUCCGCCCACUGAGGACUUCAGGCCCCUUCCCUCUCGUUGCCGUAGAUGUGCUGUGGUCGGCAACUCUGGCAACCUACGGAAGUCAGGACACGGCAGCCUGAUCAACUCCCAUGACUUCAUAUUUCGGAUGAACAAAGCGGUGACCCAGGGAUUUGAGAAAGACGUUGGAAAUCGAACCACUUAUCACUUGUUAUACCCAGAGAGCGCGGUGGAUCUUAGCCGUGGCGUCGGACUCAUCCUGCUGCCGUUCAAACUGAGAGACCUGGAGUGGCUGACCAGCGCGCUGUCCACCGGAGAAGUUAAGAUGACCUACAUGAGAGUCAAAGACAGAGUGGCGGCGGAUAAAGACAAGGUUCUCGUGGUCAACCCGGUCUUCUUUAAGUACGUGUGUGAUCACUGGACUGAACGUCACGGUCGGUACCCGUCUACCGGCAUGCUGGCUAUCAUUUUCGCCCUGCACACCUGUGACCAGGUCUCUGUGUUCGGUUACGGCGCCGACCAGCAGGGUAACUGGCAUCACUACUGGGAGCAGAACCGCUACGCCGGAGCCUUCAAGAAGACGGGCGUCCACAGCGCUGACUUUGAAACACAGGUCAUCCAACAGCUCGCCAAGGAGGGCAAGAUCAGUCUGCACCUGUGACACAACCACUGACCUGCAGCACCUGCUGGUCUACAGACCGUCGCGCUGGCCGACUGUUUGUUUUUAAACAACUAGAUCCUUCACCGCUUAAUUCAUGAGACAGAUAACGAGUUAAAUCACGUCUGGGUGAUUGCGGCAAAGUGUCGUGACCUCUGGCACUGGAAAUUACAUUUCUGCGCUGGGUGUGGCGGCCAGAUUUUGCUCCUUUCUGAGGAAGUAGGAUAUUGAGACAGGAGUCAAACCUGUGUACUUCUUGCACGUCAAUCAUUUAAACUGCCUUAAGUCAGCCAUCGAGAAAGAGACAUUUUUACAGACUUGGAUUAUUUGUAGACAGAGCCCUUUAUGAGCAGGGAGAGCUAGACACGCCCUCUUUCAAGUGGGCGGGGCUUAUAAAGUCAAACUGGAUCUUCGAGGCUUGCCACUCUUCAAACAGACUUUCCUGCCAUUUGCGACUGCGAGGAUCGACCACAAAAGUUUUGCUCUGAGCGGGAAACAACCACAGACGUUUUUUUUUGUAUAUCUUAUUUCAAAUGUAACUUUAUAGACAUUAUACAGGGAUAACCUCUUUUAUAUUCAAAGCACUUUUGUCCUGAAGAAGAAAAGGUACAAAGACGCAAUGUUGUUGCUUUUUGUUUUCCAAACAGAUUUUUUUUUCAUAUUUUAUAUCAUUGAUAAUCCAUCCAUGUGUUCGAGUUUGAAUCUUAGCCCAAUCCGUCCUGAUUCAGAGGAUGUUGUCCAUCCUUUCUGUCUUGAACUUGAAACAGGACGACAAAGUUUUUUAAAAAUAUUUUUAGGAUUUCUGAUUUUUUGUCUUCCUAUGCCGUUGACUCUUCCUGUUUCGACUAUAUAUGGAGCUGAAGGCUGAGUGGGAGGAGCCUGUGUGAAGUCCUCAGCCUGUGUUUGAGCAACAGUCUGCAGGUUUUCAGAAUAUUUAAAAAAAAAAAAAGAGAGAAACAUUGUUUGAGUAUUUUUUUUUAUACUAUUUUAGACAUUGUGGCUCAAAAAAAAAUUGAGAUUGAGAUUAAGAUACGACUCAUUAAAAAGCUGCAGGCUGUUGAAGGUCUCUGACAAAGUGAAGAAGACGAGGAAAUCAUGCGUGACCUUAAAGUAAAGACGUAUUGCACAAAAACCUAACGAGGACAAAGUCAAACAAUCAGUAACAUCACCGCUGUGAGUGAUGCAUGGAUGAGUGCAAUGUACUUUUAAUAGAAACGAUCUGGAGUGCAACCAAAAAAACAAUCAACAAUACGAAUGAAGAGAGAUGGACCAGCGGAGGAGCCUGCUGUGGUCUGCUGGAGCUAAUGGGAGACGGCAAGUGGCGGUGCCGUCUCACCCGUACUGUGAAUGUUGCUGAUUGUCAAUCACAGUCGUCUGAAUGUUUGUGGCCUUAUCCGCGGAGCCCGAGGAGUCUCAAGAUGUUUUCACACUGUUGUCGGUUUGAGUCUGAAUCUGAGUUCUUUCUCCCAGAGUCUCUUCCAGCUGCUCUUUUGCAAAUCCUUUGGUCCUCCUCAUGGCCGUCUGCAACAAGCAACAAAACAAAUAGAUGCCGAUCUUGGAACCCACAGGCUAUUAUCUCACACCAAAAAAAAUAGUCUACGAGAGUGAGGGACAAGUUUAUUUGGCUUCCUGUGUAGCUUCAGGAAGCGAGUAAAGACUUCCCUCUCCGUGUGUCGUACUGCGUACUCUGACAUGCAACUUGAGACGUGAGAAUGAAUGUAGUGUUGAGUAAUGACAUUUUAAAGCCGAUUAACAGCUGCAAAUCUGUUUUUGUUUUUUAUUAAUUAAAGCUAAAUUCUUAUUAGAUGGCUGCCGAUGGGUUUUUCGGAUUGCAUCAUGAUGUGUUGCUUUCUCCUCAUUGUGCUCUCAACAUGAAAUAUUUCUUAAAUACUAUCAAAGACACCAGAAAUGCUAGUAAAAAAAAGAAUUCUCUGACUACAAACAGACACGUAACACUUUUGUUUGGUGGUGACUGAUUAUCAUAAAAUAUAUCUGGCCCAAAAUCUGACUUAUUUUAAUCCACUGUCUUAAAACAAAAGAGAUAAAUGUUGUUUGUAUUGCAGCAUCUUUUUGACAGGGGCAUAUGGGUGAAAUCAAGUUCUACUUGUAGUCGUCUGGUUGGCUGUAAGGCUUCAAGCAUCACCUUUUUUGCAUAGAUAGUUUAACUUCUGUGGCUCCAAAAUGUCAUCACAUUUUGCAUCAGUCUUUUGUUUCCGUCUACAGACUCAAUGUUUCCAGGGGGAUUACGAGGUACUUUUCGACUGUUAAUGUUGAUAUUACUUAAUUUGUCAGAUUCAGACCAACCUACCUGUGUGAAAUCGCUCAGUCUGCUUCAGACGACAAACUUGCUUUUUCAGCGUCUAUAAAGUGGGAAGGAAAUCACACAUAUGGACAUUUUUAUAACAUAUUUCUCUCAGUGUUUUGGCCUCUUGUUCACAUGCAAACUGAGUUUUAACUCACUGGGUCAGAUCCCUUUCUGCUCACUGGAGCACCGCUGAAUAUAUUUCAGCUUUGGGGGGGAAAAAAAGAGUUUAAAUGGAGUUAAAUAACCCAGAAUUGUUGUUGACAAAACAAACAACAACGUGGUCCUUUAGUGCCAUAACUUCUGUUGCUAUCAAAUAACUUCCAGCUUGGACAGUUAUAUGAUUUAAUGCAACAUGAAUCUGUUUCUGUCCCAUCAGUCUCCCCUGACUCCUGAGUGUUCAUGAAAUCCAUCUGGUAAAGGGAGCAGGGGCGUAUCCAGAGGGGUGGCAUGGGCCCCCCCUGAAAUCUUAUUCAGGGGGGGAAACAAAGUCAACAAAGUCACACCUAAACGAAGCGAGGUAUUUCAAGAAGUGACAGCAUGUCUGACACUGACAAUUUUUCCGCAGUGUGGGACGUAUAAAAGGCGGUUCUAAAAGAAAAAAAAAUCCAGGACUUGAUUGUCUGGAAAAUGUCAGGAGUUCAUGUGUGAGAGUGUCUUAAUUUAAUUCAGAUUUUAUUUCACCAAUAACUGGCCAAGAAUGCUGGUUUGAGUAAUUUUACGUUCUUGUGUUUUAUGUUCAACUUCUUUAAUAUAUAACCUGAAAAAUAUCAUUUUUUUUAAAUAUCCAUUAGUGUGUGAACAAAGCCUAAGUGUGUCCAACAAGUGUUUGUCAUUCAAGCCCUGAAUGGAGACGAAUGGGACUAACUGAGAGCUUUUUUAGACAGUGUUCCCUCAAAGACAUUAAAAAGGUCAGCUGUCUAAAAGGGAGCUUUCAGACGCUGUUAGGCGAUCCCUCCACUCUCCGUUUGAAGCAGACUGAGGACCUCUAUAAAUAAUCAGAAAUGCUGAAUCAUCAAGUGGAGGCUGCUGCUCUGGCCGGGUUAAAGAGUUUAAACCUGUAUGUGUGGAAGUGUCUUUAAACCCGAUACCAUAAACUGAGGUUUAAUGUGAAACAUCUGCUGCUUGUUUUUGUAGUUUUGGUUCAUGCUGUGGUUUAACUCUUUGUUGGCUCUUUUGGGAAAACUUCCUGAGAAAUUAUCUACUUUAUGAGGAACGUCGAGUCGCUUUAAUGACAGAGCAGCAGCCCUCUGAGCUGGUCUCAACAUCUGGACUCAAUGUUUUUUGGAAUUUACAGACUCAAGUUAAAGAUCCUCACGCUGGAAAAAUGAAGUUUUUUUUGUGAGUUUAAAUCCAAAGUUGUGUUUCAUAGUCUUCAUGCACUCUGAAUAUUUAGAGAUGAUUUCAAUCAAGGAUGCACACGGUUGCAGAUUAAUUCAAUGUGCUGCUUGUGUUUCAUAGUGUAAGACUGUUUGUAGGCUUAGAGCAGACCAAACGGGGUGUAUGUUUUAUGUUUUUUCAGUUUUCAUAGCUUUAAUUAAGCUCUUCAUGUUUAAACUGUGACUGUGUUUGUUCAAGAAAAAUGUCACUUCCAUUUAACACAGAACCUGCUGAUCAUCACGUCAUUUAUUCAUGUUUACAAACAGUGAUAUUCACUGUGUCAUUAAAAACGACAUGAACCCACCACUGUCACUUUGAAUGAAAUAAAAA
This is a messenger RNA of Labrus bergylta (ballan wrasse), 5450 nucleotides long. RefSeq names its product ST3 beta-galactoside alpha-2,3-sialyltransferase 8 (gene st3gal8). Gene Ontology annotation, cellular component: membrane. Gene Ontology annotation, biological process: sialylation. Gene Ontology annotation, molecular function: beta-galactoside (CMP) alpha-2,3-sialyltransferase activity. The record is from RefSeq and is a predicted model, not a curated record. Lineage: Eukaryota; Metazoa; Chordata; Actinopteri; Labriformes; Labridae.